UGCCUGUACCAAUUGUUUGGGGUAUCAGUUGAAUCCUUCAGCUAAAAACAAAACAAAUAGAAAUGAACUCCAUUGUUGCUGUUAUCUUCUUCGCCGCCUUGGCAACGUCUUGCGCUGGUUGGGUAUCUCCCCUGGCCCUUUCUGCCAUUCCAACAGGCCACGUUAUCCAAGGACCGAGCUCAAGAAGCACGAUUGUAGGACCUGACGGUAGCUCAAUCUCCUCAGCAGCCCCUGGAGGAACAAUUAUCGCUGACAACAACGGAGCCAUCAUUGCUCAAGGUGCACCAUCCGCUGUGAUCUCUUCGGCACCCAGGAUUGCCGUUGCUGCCCCAGUGAUCUCUUCUUAUGCUGCCAUUGCUCCUGUCUGGGCCCAACAAGCUGUUGCUGUUCCAGCUAUUGGGAGAAUCGCAGCUGAGAACACAGUGGUUGCUGGACCUUCAGGAACCAUCGCCCAAAGUAGGGCAAUUGAUGCUGCUCACACUGUAACCGUUUGGUGAUGAUAUUGUGAUUCAUAGUUUUAAUAAAAUUGUUUUUUUUU
Molecule: messenger RNA, 538 nt
Organism: Coccinella septempunctata (seven-spotted ladybird)
Lineage: Eukaryota; Metazoa; Arthropoda; Insecta; Coleoptera; Coccinellidae
Exons: 2
Coding region: 63-497 (144 amino acids)
Source: RefSeq, a predicted model, not a curated record